Molecule: messenger RNA, 486 nt
Organism: Penicillium cataractarum
Lineage: Eukaryota; Fungi; Ascomycota; Eurotiomycetes; Eurotiales; Aspergillaceae
Exons: 2
Coding region: 1-486 (161 amino acids)
Source: RefSeq, a predicted model, not a curated record
AUGGUACCUGCCAAGAGGAAGAAUUCCACCACAAUACCCUCCCAGGAUGGGACAUUCACCGCCACACUAUCCCCAUCCGGGAAAGUUACCCUGAAGCCCAUAGCAAAACCAACCCCGCCGUUCGGAAGCGGGAGCGUGUCGGAAACCCAUCCUCCUAGCGCCCUUAGUAGUAGUAGGAACGCAGACCUAGGACCUACUCCACCGGGCCUUGCUCGCCGUGGGAAUACUCCCCAGCCACCAAAUGCGGCACCCCAGAAUGGCCUCGCGCAGGACACGAUUCCUAUUCUGCAGAGGAGAUUCACCGAGCUCGAGGGCGGCCGGGUGGUAAGACCACCGGAUGGAAGAUCGUAUGGUAGAUCUUUCUUGAAUACGUUGUGUCGGGGUUGGAAGGCUAGCGAGCAGUGGGCGAAGGAGCAUCCGCUUACGAUGUUCCUGAUAAGCGUGCCUCUGUCAGCUGCUGGUGUGGGCCUCUCAUUUAAGAAGUGA